Formica exsecta is the source of this 3613-nucleotide messenger RNA. RefSeq lists its product as uncharacterized. The coding region runs from base 1597 to 2673 and encodes 358 amino acids. The record is from RefSeq and is a predicted model, not a curated record. NCBI's taxonomy places the organism in Eukaryota, Metazoa, Arthropoda, Insecta, Hymenoptera, Formicidae. The transcript has 6 exons.
GAAACCAGUCCUCGCGUACGUACUCGCGCCGGACUCCUCUCUCGACCGGAGUAGAGGAGGCUUGCGAUCGCCUCUCUACUCAACCAAUCACCUGUGCGACUUGCGAGCAUUUUCGGCGGCCGAACGAUCGCUAAGAGACCUGGAUCUUCAUCGAUCGGAUCGACGUCGCGUGACGAAAACAAGUGAUAGAUUCUGUGAACGCGCCGGGAAUAAGAUCGUAUUGAAUUUCGUCGUUAUUUACAUCCGCCAUAUUUGAAUUUUUUUUUUCGGAGCAUCCGCGGAAAUUUAUAAAGAUUCCCGACACAGGUGUCAGUUUACAAUCAACGCUGACUUCGCGACUUUCGAGCGACGGAUUCUCCCUGAUUCUUGUGAACGCGUCGCUCGAUUAUACAAGAACCUAAUAAGAUUACGAUAAGGGAGAUAAAAAGAACUCGUUUUGAAAAUUCGCAGCGAUCAUCAUCGACAUCGACGGUGUGUGUGCGCGUGUCUGGACAUUGUCGGACAAAUUCGGAGAAAAGAGGUGUUUUGCUUGAUCGUUGAAACGCAUCGAAGCAGGUAGCGGUCCCGUAUCUCGUCGACUUCCUUCGCCGCGCGCGCAGCGUUCGUACGGAACGAACGCGGCCGCGAACGCGAGUGAUGCGCGAGGGCGAUCUUGUGCCGAUUCGUGGCGUGGCGAGAGUCGGGUAAGUCGGCGGUUAAUCUAGGCGAAAGACGAUCUCAACUCGCCGUGUUUUAAAGAGGAUCCUCCCCGAGACGGAAGAAAGUGAGGUUAGAGAAGAGUUGAAGACGAAAGCGGCAACGGAGACAUGCGAUAUUCAAGAGAUAAAAUUAUAUGCAGACAUCGACUGACGAGAAUGAGAAAAGGUGGAGAAAGAUAGAGGAAGACAGCUUGCGAGGCCUUUCGCCGCUCGCGAUCCAAGUUUCUCGGUCGCCCGCGAGUCCCACUGAUCUAAUUCGCGGCGUUCUUUUGCACCUCGCGAUGCCUGGGUGAAGGCGUCGAUCAUCCGUCAGCUGCCCUCACGUUCGUUUUAGCAAGGAAGGAAGGAUCUCUAGAAGGAUGAUACAAGGACAUACACAUCGCCAAUCUUUAUGAGCAUCCAAACAAAUCACCCGAUUAAAUCUUGUGAUUUCAUUGUGACAGUUCAGAGAUAUCUACAAGGCGGGAUAUCAAAGAGGGACUUAAACUGUGUAGUAGAUAAUCUCUCAUCGUGAGAAGAAUUGACGAGUCGCGAGUGUUAUUUUUCGCAUAGUAGUGUUUCGCGGCCGAUGUGAAAUUAAUACCGCAAUUUUUGCGUGUGAUUUAAGUGCGAGAGUACCGUGAUACGAUCCUUUUACGCGAGUGAAGUAAUAAUAACUGUAUAACUGCUUCGUUCGGACAUAUACGUUCGCGAUACCGCAAUAAACCUCUUGUAGUGUUUUGCUUUCAAAGUCGAUCAUCGGAGCCCGAUACAUUUCAACGGUACGACGAAUCUCCGUGGGAUAGUAGCCGAGAGCGGAACGAGAAGAACAGAGAGAGAGAGAGGAAGAGAGAAAGAUAGCAGAGAAGAGAUAGACGGAGAAAGAAGAGAUAUAGCUAUUCGCUAUUCGAAGCGAGAGAUGAGGAGCUCAUCGAAGAUGAAGACCACACAACGAGCUUUAAGCUUCGACGAGACGUCGAUGGACAGCUGCAUAUUGGCUACCGUCGACGAGGGCCGCCGAAUCAGUGACUUGUCAGGCGAGUCUGCGAAGGACGGUAACGAGGUGGAAGUGACGUCAUUGGAGGAAGCCAAGUCGGUCAUAGCGGCACUCAGGGCGAGGCAACGGGCGCAGGCCCACCAGAUGCUCGCCUGGCGGAGGACCCUUAAGUUGCAGGAGGAUCUGGUAGCCCGACUGACGCGAGAGAAGGCCGAACAACUGCGAACGUUGUCAUCACAGCUUUUGCUAUUCGAGUCUAGACUCUGCAGGAAGCAGAAGGAGAUUGAAGCCAGUCUAAGUCAGCGAGAAUCCAUUAUUCUACGACAACAAAGGGUGAUUCGACAAUUACAGAGCAGAUUGGCGGAAAGGAGCACAGGUACCAGAGAUUCGCCACCCUGCGACGCCUUGGACAGAUUGGAUAGUCUGGGUGAUAGCGACAGUGCCGUGGUGCUCGAGGAGACCGCCGACGAUCCUGCUCCGCCAAGAUUUCGUUCUAAUAUCACUGAUGUGACUGUGAUCCGCUCCGUAUCUGAUGCGGUGGAGCCGUCAAACAAAUAUUCGUCGAUGCGACGAUGCAACGGUUUUCUCAGAAGACCGGAGAUCCUGGAAACUGUAUAUUCCGUGGAGGAGGAUGGCGACAGCGAGAAUAAUCAGGAUCCGUCCGAGUCGACAGAAAACUCAGAAUGCGAAGAUAGGAGAGCGAAAAACUUGGGCAACGGAAAAGGCAGACUUCAGGAUCUUUAUGGCAGUUUCGAGAGGCUGGCACAAGAAGCAGAUUCUCCGCCUAGCGAAAGACCUAGAGACGAAAGUCAGCAGGCUCAGGUAACGUACAAUAGGGUAAUGAGCAACCACAGAUCCGUGACAAAGCCAAAAGAUGUGAAAUACAAGAGGAUAAACAAGGCAAAAUCGAAAAGUCUUGAAGAACUCAGAGGACGUCUUAGAAAUUGGGUCGAGAAAGGGAAUAAAAUAGCUAUAUCGCUGGAUCAGUCAUAUGCUUGAGCUUAUUCUACUCCAUAUAUGAAAGUAUAUAAAUUAUUAUUUUACGAACGAGCAUAAUGUGACUGCUGUCAAAUAUGUAAUGCCUAAAAGUUUAAUUUAAUCCGUCAGAUACGCGAUUAUUAAGGAAUGGACUUCGUAAAGUCGCUACGGUGUAUUUAAUUGAUGAAAUAUCAUUGUGCUCCAUGUGAUAUUUACUGUAGUAUCUCUUCACAUUAAUUAUGCACCUAGGUCAGAGAUGAACGAUUCGGCGAGACUUGUGAUAUGAUUUUAUUGUAUACAAAGGCGUAGUUAGGAAGAAUUUAUUAUCUUGCAAAAAAGUAAUUAGCACUUAAGUGCCAUGGUGAAAAAUUAUAGUACUAUGAUAUCGUGUAAAUAUUUGUGUGAAUAUUAUUUAAGAACUUACAUACAUACAGAAUUUCUCAUACAUAAAACAUUUCUCAGAAUAUUUAAUGUAUAUAUAUAUACACACAGCAAGUUUUUUUAUGAUCGAGCAUUUACCAAUAAAAUUUUUACAUUAUUUUUUAAUUGAAAAGUGAACAAAUAAAAUGAAGAUAAUACCAGAUGCAUUGACAUAGCACAAUGUAAAAAGCAAGUAAUCUUGUAACAUUAAGAAAUUUAGGAUUGCGUACGAUUCCACCAUGGUACUUAUGAGUUAACAUAACUUAAAACGUGACAUUUAUCUGUGAAUGAAUUUUCAAGAAAACAUUUUCAAUUAUUUUGUUUAUAGACAAUGUAAAACUUGUGUUUGUUUCCUCGUUCUAAAGUCAAACAAGAAAUAUUUUAUGCGGCCUAAAUUUUAAGAGAAGGAUUUGAAUUACAAAUCUACAUAUAAUUAAAUGUAUAUCUUUGUACAAUGGGAAAGUUCAUUAUUAAUAUGGAAACGCGUAACAUACGUUUCUUUGAAAAUGCCUGAUGAUAUCAAAAUAAGAUACAAUUUUUA